AUGGCGGCACAACAGCUGUACGAGAGUGCUCUCGCCUUUGUCGGCAAGCACUCUCCCGAGCUCGCAGAGCAGCUCGUCAUCACCAACGCCACCCAGACACAGGCCAUGCUCUACGGCGACAUCAACCUCGACGCCUUGUCGUGGUUUGAGCGUCUCUGGGCAAACUACUACAUCUACAUGGGCAACGCCAUCCUCGCCACUGGCCUCAUGUCGUUCCUCCUCCACGAGAUCGUCUACUUUGGCCGCUGCAUCCCAUGGCUCAUCAUCGACGAGAUCCCCUGGUUCCACCAGUGGAAGCUCCAGCCGACCAAGAAGACCACCUGGGCCCAGAUCUGGAAGUGCACCCGUGUCGUCCUCCUCACCCACUUUACCUGCGAGGCCCCCCUCAUCUGGCUCUUCCACCCCAUCUGCUGCUACUUUGGCAUGUCGACCUUUGAGGUCCCCUUCUCGCCCCUGUGGCUCAUGGCGUGCCAGAUUGCCUUCUUCUUUGUCUUUGAGGACACCUUCCACUACUGGGCUCACCGCGGUCUCCACUGGGGUCCUCUGUACAAGAACAUCCACAAGCUGCACCACGAGUUCUCGGCGCCCAUCGGUCUCGCCGCCGAGUACGCGCACCCCAUGGAGGUCAUGAUUCUCGCACAGGGCACCAUCUCGGGCCCUUUCCUGUACUGCCUGUUCCGCCAGGACCUGCACAUCCUGACCGUGUACAUCUGGGUGACGCUGCGUCUGUUCCAGGCCGUCGACGCGCACUCGGGUUACGACUUCCCUUGGUCGCUCCGCCACUUCCUGCCCUUCUGGGCCGGCGCCGACCACCACGACUUCCACCACAUGGCGUUUGUCAACUGCUUCUCGACGUCGUUCCGCUGGUGGGACUACUGCCUCGGCACCGACAACAAGUACCACGCGUACAAGGAGCGCGUGGCGUCCGCCAAGGCCGGCGACCGCGCCGCCGUCGAGGCCUCUGAGAUGAAGAAGGUCGAGGCCGACGGUAUCGCCGCUGAGCGCGAGGUCGUGUCGUACGACAAGGUCAAGGCCCAGUAA
Messenger RNA from Apiotrichum porosum, 1041 nucleotides. RefSeq names its product C-4 sterol methyl oxidase. Lineage: Eukaryota; Fungi; Basidiomycota; Tremellomycetes; Trichosporonales; Trichosporonaceae. Bases 1 to 1041 code for a protein of 346 amino acids. Gene Ontology annotation, biological process: ergosterol biosynthetic process. Gene Ontology annotation, molecular function: iron ion binding; C-4 methylsterol oxidase activity. The record is from RefSeq and is a predicted model, not a curated record. The transcript is spliced from 3 exons.